GCGGCGCUGGAAUCCAUCGCUCCGGAGGACCAAGUGCUGCUCUUUGGUGGGAGCCCACUGGAGGAUGGAGCCGUGCUGGAACUCAGCGGUGUUCCCGAAUUCUCCACUCUGGAAGUGGCUGCCCGGCUUCUGGGGGGUAAAGUUCACGGCUCGCUCGCCCGCGCUGGCAAAGUGAGGGGGCAAACCCCAAAGGUGGCCAAACAGGAGAAGAAGAAGAAGAAGACGGGCCGAGCCAAGCGACGCAUGCAGUACAACCGACGCUUCGUCAACGUGGUGCCCACCUUUGGCAAGAAGAAAGGCCCCAACGCCAACUCCUAAAGGCAACAAGUGCAGCCCCUGCUGGAAAUUCGGGGCUUUUUGGGGGGGC
This is a messenger RNA of Meleagris gallopavo (turkey), 367 nucleotides long. Lineage: Eukaryota; Metazoa; Chordata; Aves; Galliformes; Phasianidae. The record is from RefSeq and is a predicted model, not a curated record.